This is a messenger RNA of Penicillium egyptiacum, 438 nucleotides long. The record is from the annotation of a GenBank genome assembly. Lineage: Eukaryota; Fungi; Ascomycota; Eurotiomycetes; Eurotiales; Aspergillaceae.
AUGUCCUCUGAACAACCAUCACAAGCGCUACCCAGCGAACCUGAAGCCCCGAGUGAAGACCGUGAAGACCGUCAGUACAGUGAAGAUGAUUCCAAAGUCGAACGUCCCAAGUCCCUCCCCAGCGAGGUCCUCUUUGUCGCCAUCAUCUGUUCCUCGCAGCUUCUCACUCAAGCCGGUCUUGCCCUCAGCAUCGUCCCUCAACACAUCAUCGGACGCUCCUUUGACAUCGACAACCAGCCUGGCAAGCUGAGCUGGUUCUCCUCUGGAUACUCUCUCACCGUCAGCACCUUCAUCCUCAUCGCAUGCCGGUUCGGUGAUGUCUUUGGGCAUAAGCCGUUCUUCGUAGGCGGCUAUAUCUGGUUUGCCUUAUACUCUUGUCUCGCCGGUGUUGCUAUAUAUAGCGGCCCCAGCUUCUUCAUCUUUUGCCGUACCAUAUAG